GUUCAACCAUCAUUACCGUCCUUACAACGUUUUCAUCAUUCAAGCUGCUCAUGCGAAAUCAAAAGGCCUCUUCUUUUCUUUAAUCCAAUCCUUGCUUACAUAGCAUCGAGGAUUCUACUCUGCCUCAUCGGCAAUCAUGAUUUUUUCUUAGGUCGUCAUGGUAUCCAAAGUCCUGAUCCUUGCAGGCGCCCCAGAUAACCAUGGACUCGACUGGAAAGAAUCCAAUCUCUUAAACCAAUUUCUCGACCCGAUCGCAGAAUUCGCCCGUCUUAACACAUCUUUAAGUCAGGUAGACAAUAGUCACAUACUAGGAUCUGCUCUAGAUGUUGCCGUCUGGAGAUCGAUACCACUAGAAAGGGCAGCAUUACCGACUGGAUUCUCUCAACUUCACCAAGUGGAACAAAAUCAUUAUGGAGGUGAAGGUUUCUUCGCAGCUUUUACCGCUUCUCUCGAGUCUGCGUCCGCCCUAACAGGAAGCGGAAAAUCAAGCCAGGAAAUUCUGGACCAGUUUUACGACCACUCCUUGGCUGUACAUGACGAUAUUCGCUCCUCUCAAUUGCCAACUGCGAGUUUCAGCACCGACGGGUCCUCAUUAAAUACAACCGAGGAAAUAAGCAUCCAGGACUCAAUGCGCAGUAGUAACGCCUCCACCCGCCAGACUCGAAACUCAGCCGUUCAAAAUUUCCACCUAAGUGACCUAGAAGACCUACCGAAUGCAUCGCAUCUCCAAUCCAUUGCACCUCAGACGAUGACAGUUAACCUCAUCGUCGGUAUAAUAUCUAUCGCUGAGCCGCGGACUGUUCGGACGAGGUGGGGCACGACUAAGUCCCUAAUCGAGCUACUCGUAGGCGACGAGACCAAGUCAGGUUUUAGUGUAACCUUCUGGCUAUCGUCUGAGCUAGGCGAGUCCUCCGGUAAGAUUCUUAAGGAGCUUCGCCGGCAGGAUAUCGUACUGCUCCGUAACGUCGCGCUGAGCGUGUUCAUGAAACAGGUGCAUGGACAUAGCUUGAGAAAGGGCCUGACGAAAGUCGAGUUGCUGCAUCGGAGGAAAUUGGAUAGGAAUGAUCGCGGUGGACUUUACAAUAUGAGGGAUGUUUCGUCGAAACGACCUACGAAUCCUCAACUGGCGAAAACUAGAAAGGUGCGGGAAUGGGUUAUGAAUUUCGUUGGUGAUGGUGGAAAAGUUAGUGGGAAGAGAAAACAGGGCGGAAGGCCCUUAAGAAGUUGGGAUAUGCCGCCUGAAGAUACUCAGUAGCGACCUAAAGAUGUCGCAAAUAUUAGUGCAAUUUAGUGUGCUACUGGCUUUUCACCUGCUAUACGAUAGUGGUUGAUAUAGGGCUUAGGGGUCGGCGGAGUCAGCAUUAGAAGCGUCUCUCAGCACCUAACAA
Molecule: messenger RNA, 1388 nt
Organism: Hypoxylon trugodes
Lineage: Eukaryota; Fungi; Ascomycota; Sordariomycetes; Xylariales; Hypoxylaceae
Exons: 1
Coding region: 158-1255 (365 amino acids)
Source: RefSeq, a predicted model, not a curated record